Molecule: messenger RNA, 360 nt
Organism: Puccinia triticina
Lineage: Eukaryota; Fungi; Basidiomycota; Pucciniomycetes; Pucciniales; Pucciniaceae
Exons: 2
Coding region: 1-360 (119 amino acids)
Biological process (GO): protein urmylation; tRNA thio-modification
Cellular component (GO): nucleus; cytoplasm
Molecular function (GO): protein tag activity
Source: RefSeq, a predicted model, not a curated record
AUGUCUGAAGCCGAUGGAAUUCCGCCCAACGAAUGUAGGACCGAUGGACAGUUUUUAAUAGAUCUGAAAGUUGAAUUUGGAGGCGGCCUGGAAAGCUUAUUCUCAAACCAGACCAGUUUGGAGAUCCAACUAGCCCAACCACACACGAUGGGUCAUCUGGUCUCGAUUCUCUCAGCGCAGGUCAAGCCGCAAAAGUCGCUCUCGUUAUUCUGCUCGAGGGAACCGGAAUGGGAUAUCAAGCCGGGAAUUCUGCCCCUGGUCAACGAUGAGGAUUGGGAGCUUUUGGAACCGAGUGGAAUGAAUGCCGUCUUGAAGCAGGGUGAUAACGUGAUGUUUAUCAGUACAUUACAUGGCGGUUGA